Messenger RNA from Leptonychotes weddellii (Weddell seal), 2130 nucleotides. NCBI's taxonomy places the organism in Eukaryota, Metazoa, Chordata, Mammalia, Carnivora, Phocidae. The record is from RefSeq and is a predicted model, not a curated record.
UGUUGUAAGAAUGCAGUGAUUAAUUAUGACAUGUCUAUAACAUUUCUGUAGAGAGAUUACAAUCCAUUGUGAAUAGGCCCUAGCAGAAGCCCAGUAGGCAAUGACAUAGAGCAAUGAAAUCAGUUAAAGGAAGUUCUUGUUGGAACACAUGUUUUUAUGUAGAUACUGUAGGUCAGAAUUAAGGAUCUGUUUUCUUUUGCUUCUUAGCAUCAAGGUUUGGGACCUUGCCCAGCAGAUGGUACUGAGUUCAUACCGGGCUCACUCCGGGCAGGUCACCUGUGUCACAGCCUCCCUGCACAAGGAUUCCGUGUUCCUUUCAUGCAGUGAGGACAACAGAAUUUUACUCUGGGAUACCCGCUGUCCCAAGCCAGCAUCACAGAUGGGCUGCACUGCCUCAGGCUACCUUCCUACCUCCCUGGCUUGGCAUCCUCAGCAGAGUGAAGUCUUUGUCUUUGGGGACGAGAGUGGGACCAUCUCCCUUGUGGACACCAAGAGUGCAAGGUGUGCCCUCAGCUCAGCUGUGCACUCCCAGUGUGUCACUGACCUGGUGUUCUCCCCACACAGCACCCCGUUCCUGGCCUCUGUCAGUGAGGACUGCUCACUUGCUGUGCUGGACUCAGGCCUUUCUGAGGUGUUUAGAAGCCGAGCCCACAGAGACUUUGUGAGAGAUGCUACUUGGUCCCCGCUCAAUCACUCUCUCCUUACCACAGUGGGCUGGGACCAUCAGGUCAUCCACCACAUCCUGCCUACAGAGCCUCUCCCAGCCCUUGGACCUAAGAGUGUGGCCGAGUAGAGUGGAUUUAAGACAAAAAGCAAAUCCCCCAUGAGUAUCCACUCCCUCUGCCCCUGCCCUCUCCGUCUGUGAGACCACACAGGAGCCUUAUACAGUAUGUUGGUACACCAGAUCUGGGCAGUUAAUAGGCAUUGUCUCAGCCUGAGGGAGGCUGGAUUUUGGGAUCCUGUAGUCAUAGGGAAGAAAAACUUUCUUAAAAUUGGAUAUGUAUGUGUGUCUUAGUGUGUGUGUAGAUACAUAGUUUUUGGUGGUGGGAGGGCAUUAAAAAAAUUCAUCUUACAUCUUUCUUUCCCAAGCCCUCCCCCCACCAAAAAAAAAAAAAAAAAGUUUACAAAAGGGUUUUAUGCUUCCCAUGUAGCUGUGCCAUGACUGGAUGAGGUGUGGGAUGUGGGCAUCCCUGGAUUCCUGGAAGCAGCUUAUAUACUACUCAUGGAGAUAGGAGCAACUUUAUUUUUUAUAGAACUUAAUCUGCCUUUCUUAUGGCAAUGCUUCCAUUCACAAAAAUCCCGCCCAGCUCACCUCGAGGAAAAGCCAGGACACUCCUCGUGGUUUUGCAAAUCUCUUUGCCAUUAAACUGAGUCAAAAAUCCAUUUUCUGGCUGAAUAAAAUUUUGGCUGGUGCCUGUAUAACGCUCCCCCCCCACCGCUCACCCCAUGGAAUUGUAUACAUGAAAGAUGAGUGUUUUCCUGUUACAGAUCCCGUGGAAAAAGGUUGGGGGAUGGUGGAGAGCGUAAAGGCAUUUCAGUUAAGUUAAAAACUGACAUAGACUCACAGAGAAAUGUCUGCCAUGUUUCUCUCCGGAAAACAGCUUGGGGCCUGACCUUUGCUGGCUUCUGGACCCCUUUCUCUGGAUAUAGGAAGUCUGAAUGCUGUUUUUGUGGACUCUGAAGAUUUUAAAGUACAGCAUCAGAGAAUCAGAAAUACUAGUUGGUGAAAUAAAAAGCUUAGGCUUUGUUGGCCUGUCUUUUGAAGCAUGUGUUAUGUGCAGUUAGACAUAUCUCACUUAUGUGAGUCAUCAGGGUAUCAGUCAUAGCCGUAUUUUUGUGUAUGUGCUUCCCUAACCCCUUAGAGUAGCUAGUUGGGACUUAAAUAUUGGGUUACUUGGGUUGGUGGACUGGUUACUGCCAGAAGUCACGGUCAAUUACUGGUUAUGAAACUAAAUACAAUAUAUUAUGUGCUUUGGUGUUUUGCAAGUUUAGCUCAGCUAAAAUUACAUGAAACUGGGGCAGUUUGAAGGAAUAUGGACAAAAUAUUUGUAAGAAAAGCUUCCAUGCUUCACCCUUGCCAAACAUGAGCCCUGUCAUCACAAUAACCACGAGUAAAAACAUUGGAAUUUG